Planococcus citri (citrus mealybug) is the source of this 3769-nucleotide messenger RNA. RefSeq names its product Pre-mRNA-splicing factor SYF1 fand (gene fand). Gene Ontology annotation, biological process: generation of catalytic spliceosome for first transesterification step; mRNA splicing, via spliceosome. The transcript is spliced from 14 exons. The coding region runs from base 203 to 2686 and encodes 827 amino acids. The record is from RefSeq and is a predicted model, not a curated record. Gene Ontology annotation, molecular function: protein binding. NCBI's taxonomy places the organism in Eukaryota, Metazoa, Arthropoda, Insecta, Hemiptera, Pseudococcidae. Gene Ontology annotation, cellular component: U2-type catalytic step 2 spliceosome; Prp19 complex; post-mRNA release spliceosomal complex.
CAUUGGGAUUUUUCUCAUGGUGAUCAAAUUCAAAUCUCAAUCGUUUCUUUCUGUUUUUGUGUAAAGGAAAUUAGAAUUUAUGAAGUAAUUAUUCCGAUUUCCGAAUUGAAGUGUUACGAAAAGUAAUAUUGUUCAUGUGUUUAUUGCUGUGAAGUUUUUCGUGGAGAAGUGAACGACGUAUUGAUCAAUAAAACUCGUUAAAAUGGUGGUGGAUACGCGAACUCCUCGUAUAGUUUUCAACGAAGAAGAUCUUCCUUACGAGGAAGAAAUCCUUCGUAAUCCGUACACGGUGAAGCCAUGGAUGCGUUAUAUCGAUCACAAAAGAGACGCUCCGAAAAAUCAAGUGAAUGUGAUUUACGAAAGAGCCCUGAAAGAGUUACCCGGCAGUUAUAAAUUAUGGUAUAAUUAUCUGCGAGUACGUAGAAAACAAGUACGAGCUAAAUGCAUCACAGAUCCGGCGUACGAAGAUGCUAAUAAUGCAUUCGAAAGAGCGUUGGUGUUCAUGCACAAAAUGCCCAGAAUAUGGAUAGAUUACUGCAACUUUAUGUUACUCCAACAAAAAAUCACCAGAACCCGGCGUGUAUUCGACAGAGCCCUGCGAGCGUUACCGAUCACCCAACAUAACCGUAUAUGGCCGUUAUAUAUUAAAUUCGUUCGAAAUUAUAACAUUCCGGAAACAGCCAUACGAGCGUACCGAAGGUUUCUCAAAUAUUCGCCCGAAGAUGCCGAAGAUUACAUCGAGUACUUGAUCUCUAUCGAUAGACUUGACGAAGCAGCUGUCAAACUGGCCGAAAUCGUCAACAGAGAGCAUUUCGUCUCGAAGCAUGGUAAAUCGAAUCAUCAGUUGUGGAACGAGCUAUGCGAGCUGAUUUCGAAAAAUCCUCACAAAGUGAGAUCGUUGAAAGUGGACGCUAUUAUUCGUGGUGGUAUUAGAAGAUAUACGGAUCAGUUAGGUCACUUAUGGAAUUCAUUAGCUGAUUAUUAUGUUAGAAGCGGGUUGUUCGAGAGGGCGAGAGAUAUUUACGAAGAAGCUAUUCAGACUGUUACCACUGUUAGAGAUUUUACUCAGAUAUUCGACGCGUAUUCGCAGUUCGAAGAAAUUAGUUUAGCGAAACGACUCGAAGAACUGAGUGAAGAUAUGACUCCAGAAGAGGAGACUGAAGUCGAAUUGAAAAUGGCCCGCUUAUCUGAUAUCAUGGAACGCCGUAUGUUACUUUUGAACUCUGUGCUUCUCAGACAAAAUCCUCACAAUGUGCAAGAAUGGCAUAAACGAGUACAAUUAUACGAAGGUCAUCCGCACGAAAUUAUUAAAACGUACACGGAGGCAGUUCAAACAGUCGAACCGAAACUAGCGGUUGGUAAAUUGCACACGUUGUGGGUAGAAUUCGCGAAAUUCUACGAGAGUAAUAAGCAGUUCAAAGAAGCAGCUGUAGUCUUCCAAAAAGCCGUUGAAGUUCCGUACCAGAAAGUCGACGAUUUGGCUUCCGUUUGGUGCGAAUGGGCCGAAAUGGAGAUCCGAAGAGAACGAUACGACGCUGCGUUGAAGUUACUCCAAAAAGCCACCGUAUUACCGUCUAGAAAAGUGGCGUAUCAUGAUGAAAAGGAACCUGUGCAAGCUAGGGUUCAUAAAUCGUUGAAACUUUGGUCUAUGUAUGCCGAUUUGGAAGAAAGUGUUGGUACUUUCAAGUCUUGUAAAGCGGUCUACGAUCGAAUAAUCGAUUUGAAAAUAGCUAAUCCUCAGUUAAUAAUUAAUUACGGUCUGUUCCUGGAAGAGAACAAAUAUUUUGAAGAAGCAUUUAGAGCUUACGAAAAGGGAAUCUCUUUAUUCAAGUGGCCCAAUGUGUUUGAUAUUUGGAAUACGUAUUUGUCGAAAUUUCUCAACAGAUAUGGAGGAAAACAGCUGGAUCGAGCUAGAGAUUUAUUUAUCCAGUGUUUGGAACAUUGUCCUCCAAAAUUUGCCAAAAAUUUUUAUCUAUUGUACGCUGAUAUGGAAGAAAAAUACGGAUUAGCUCGACAUUCGAUGGAAGUUUACAGACGUGCUACUCAAGCAGUAUUACCAGAAGAGAAACUCGAGAUGUACGGUAUCUAUAUCAAGAAAGCUCAUACAAUGUACGGUAUCGAUAAAGUACGCCAAAUAUACGAAGAAGCUAUCGAAAAUCUAGACGUGGAAGGAUCGAAAAUAAUGCACUUGAAAUUCUCCGAAUUGGAAACAAAACUAGGUGAAAUCGAUCGAGCCAGAGCGAUUUACGCGCAUUGUAGCGAAAUGUGUGAUCCUAGGGUAACUGCUGACUUUUGGGAAACGUGGACUAAUUUCGAAGUGCAACAUGGCAGCGAAGAUACGCUUAAAGAGAUGCUUAGAAUUAAACGCAGCGUACAAGCUUCGUACAAUACUCAAGUCAACAUGAUGUCCGCCCAGAUGUUGGCAGCUGCCGCAAACGCUUCUGGUACCGUUUCCGAUCUGGCUCCUGGCGCUAAAGAUGGUAUGCGAAUGUUGGAGGCAAAGGCAGCCGAAAUGUCAGCCGCAGCUGGUGAAAUAAUUGCUGCCGAAAAUCGUGGUCCUCGAGUAGAAAUAUCGUUUGUACGCGGAGAAACGACCGGUGGCGAUAAGAACAACGAUGGACCGAAUGUUGCCAAUCCGGACGAGAUAAAUAUUGAUGAAGAUGAUGACGACGACGACGAUGCAUAAGAAGUUACAUCAAAUAUUUUCCUGUUCAAAGAAAACUGUGCCUGUGCAAUACAGCUGUUCCUACGGUAUCUCUGUUUCAAGUGCCUACUCGUGAAUAGUAAUUUAUUUAACUUGGCCGGUGGUAUUUCAAAAGGUACACCUGUUUGAAACGGUGUCAAGGUUAGUGGCUGUUUUAAUUUUACAUAGAUGUAAGAUUAUCGAAGUAAACCUAGGGUGUUAUUUUGUAAUACUGGAGAAUAUUCGUGCAAUUUUUCCCGUUUCGUCAUGACCCAAGAGUAAAUUGAAACAGAUUAAAUGUAACAAUUUUGCAUUUUAAAAAAAUGCAGAUUCACAAUAUUUUUGUUUAAUGUGAAAAGUUCAGCUAAAAAAACCCAAUCGAAUCUGCCCUAAAUGAUUAUCUAAAUAAAAUUCGUAAAAUUCUAUCUGUUCUCAAACAAACAAAGUCUAUUCUCUCAUCUGACAGAUUACUGUUUCGUCUCCACCCAAUAAGUCGUAGUAUGUAUGUACAUGUACUAUGUACCUUGAUACCAUUGCAGUACCUUGGUAUACUUGGAAUUUUAGCAUUGGGAGCUGCGCUGUAGCAGUUUUUCCACCACAGAGACUUUUUUAGUGAUCUAAUGCGAAUACACCUGUUGUGGUCCACUCUUAGAUCCAAAAUUAAAAACGAAUCAAACGAACGAAGAAAAAUAACGAAGUAAAAGUUUUAACAAAUAUCUCAAAAAUACGAACUAAAUGCUACAAAAAUGUAAUGUGCGAGGGCACCGAAUCUUCAACGAACUUGUAUAUCAUGUCUUCAGAUUCAUUUUACUGUUUUAAUUUAGCACAAUCGAAUAUUAAUUUAUUGAAUUUUCAGAAUUAUCAUGAAUUUCCCAUACUUAAUUUCAGCGUUCCCUGAAAGACUAAGCAUUACAAAUUUUUCCCUCUAUAGGCCACAUGGUGUACUGAAAGUAGUAAUUUCCCUCGAAUUCGGAUGUAGCUCAACUUGGUGAUAAGCCAUUUAUGUAAGUCAACUUUCAGUAAUUUACUUUAAAACACUCCAUAUUAAUGUUGAAAAAAAUGAAAUAUAAUUUUUAUACUUACCAA